Messenger RNA from Komagataella phaffii GS115, 1710 nucleotides. Its product is annotated as Protein involved in proteasome-dependent catabolite degradation of fructose-1,6-bisphosphatase. The record is from RefSeq and is a predicted model, not a curated record. The transcript has a single exon. The coding region runs from base 1 to 1710 and encodes 569 amino acids. Gene Ontology annotation, molecular function: protein binding. Lineage: Eukaryota; Fungi; Ascomycota; Pichiomycetes; Pichiales; Pichiaceae.
AUGUCUUUGGGGAACGACAGGGAAUCCAAGAGAUUUUGUGUUCCUUCUUACCUUAGAAAGCUUAAGAAAGGAAAAGAGCUGCUUCAAAAGUCAACCUCAAUCACUGAAUCCGACAAUGGAAUUGAAAGAACUCAGCAGUUCACGCAAAACUUGGCCAAGUUUGGCAUCCUGGGGAACAACCCCAGUCAGCUCAUGCAGAAUGAAGAUUAUACGUCACAUCUAGUAAAUUUAUUCCAAGAGAGGCAACAGGUUGCCGGAAACCCUCCUUUAAGUAACACAGACUCAAGCUCCGCAAACGGAACUAGUAACGCAAAUGACGAUGAAGAACUAAUAAAUGAAAUUGAUUCACCAAUGGAGAAAAUGGUUUAUGAAGAACUAAUGUACAAAAAAGACUCUGUAGCAAUGUUACCCACAACCUGGAACAUACCUGGCACGAGUACGUUCACGGAGAGUGAGAAUGGGCUUAAUCUGUCUACCAAUUUUGAUCCAAUUGAGAACCCAAGGGCUCAUUCAGCUACAAGUAAUAAUGGGAGAUCAGCUACAAGAGCCGAUAUGUCUGUUCCUGUAGACUGUGGCAUUUAUUAUUACGAAAUCGAGAUUCUGGUGGGUCUAAGAGAGGCUGAUAUUUCACUUGGAUAUCUUCAAUACGGAGAGGAUUCUAGCUCAGCCAACAUCAGUAACGCUCCUGGGUUUGAGAACGGAACCUACGGUUACAACGGCAAAGAAGGUCAAAUAUUGAACUUAUCUAACUCGAUUCACACGAAGUAUGGAACGACAUUUGGUCUAAACGACACCAUGGGUUGUGGAAUCAACUAUUACACGGAAACCAUCUUCUACACAAAAAAUGGCGUUUUCUUGGGUGAUGCAUUUUACGGCAUAUCAUCAACUAGGGCACAUUAUCCAAUUGUCGGAAUGGGUGUAGGUAACCAGAUACGAACUAACUUUGGAUUCACUGGAAAUUUUCUGUUUGACAUUGAUAACUACGUCCAAGAUUUCUACAGGUCCUGCUUGAAAUACAUGACAAGCUCAAAUACGCUCGACUUCAAUGCUCUGAAUUGCGAUCUGCAAGAACUUAAAAUCCCAGCAGUUUUGUCUAAAGAUCCCUCGUAUUGCUUGAAUAAAUUGAUCCACAGUCAUUUCGAGAGGAAUGGAUGGCAGGAUUGCGUAGAUGAUUUGAGGGAAGAUACUAGUCUGGAGUUUGAACAGAGUAACACGGCAUACCCCAAGAUUGGUGCUAGAGGCAAGAUAAAGUCUCUCAUUGAAAGUGGUGAAAUUGACGAGGCAAUCGCCAAUAUUAAGCAACACUUCCCGCAGCUAGUUUCAUCAGUGAGUCUAUCGUUCAAUCUGAUGUUGUUAAAAUUGAUAAAUCUGGUAAAGAAAGACAAUGUAAAUGGUAUAAUAGCCUAUUCCAAAGAAUUAUUUUCCAAAUUUGAUACGAUUCCCCAAUUUGAUCGAAGGAUUAAAAACGUUUUAACUUUAAUCGCAUUCAAAGACCCAAUGGAUUCUAAUUACAGUUGUCUGUUGGACCCUAUUGAGAAUUAUAAAGUCUCAGAGUUGUUCAAUAGGUUGGCCAUAGCAUCAGUUUCCAACAACCAAGUCAAUCCUAAAGAACCAUUUAAUGAAAUACGAUUGAAGGCCCUGGAAAAAUUGAACAAAUUAGACAACCAUACGCGGAUAUUGGGAGACAAAGAUGAGUUUUUUGAUUUCUAG